Molecule: messenger RNA, 6340 nt
Organism: Hemibagrus wyckioides
Lineage: Eukaryota; Metazoa; Chordata; Actinopteri; Siluriformes; Bagridae
Gene: cep162
Product: centrosomal protein 162
Exons: 28
Coding region: 267-4718 (1483 amino acids)
Biological process (GO): cilium assembly
Cellular component (GO): axonemal microtubule; centrosome; centriole
Source: RefSeq, a predicted model, not a curated record
AAGAAAAGAAGAAGAACCAAUGCGCUUAAAAGUAAUCCUUCCGCAGGGACUGUCGCGGGAAUCAAAACAACACAACAAAAAGGGAGCAGUAACGUAAACAAUAUUACACUUUAGUCUAUAUUAAUGUGGUCGCUUUUAUUUUAUUUUUUAUUUCGGAGCAUUUGGUUUUAAGAGGCGAUAAGAACGUGGCACAGUCUUGGCUAGAGGUUGGAGCGUCCUGUUUGUUGAUGUGUGAGACAGGGAUAUGUCAUUAACCUGCUCUGGAAAUGGCUUAUCGACUGACACAAGAGGAGUUGGAUCAACAGUUUGAACAGUUCUUGAAAGAGUCAGUGUCUGAUGACUCGGUUGAUUUGGGCAGCAGCUCUAAGCGUCCCAGCGUUUUGGAUAACCUAGGAAAGGCACCUCAACAGCAACAGGAGAAGAAAAGCCAGAGUUCAGUGCUUUGGUGGCAAGAAGAUGAAGACAGUGAUGAGACUCUGGGAAAAGUCCCCUCUAAACCCGUCCUUAAACCCCGCAGCAAGGCACUCGACAACGUUAGACAUCAAGGCAAGCUCCAUCUGCCUAAUCAAGAGCCUUCUUAUAGCGCCGAUAGGCAGCAAAGCUCUGAACACAUUAUAUCAAAGCCAAAGCCACAGUCCUCCAAAAUGUCCAGUGAUUCAGAAGGAAGAAGUGCUUCAGAUGAUGAAGCUCUCACUGUGUCAAGUGGUACAAAACCAGAUAUGGCUGAGAAUUCCCACCAUCCCACUGGGACUGUCUCUGAAAAUCCUCCUACAGAAAAGUGUGAUUCAUGGAACAGCAGCGAUGCUCUUGGGAAGACCUUCCUCAAAUCCUUAAGGAAGUCCCAAACCAUCCAGGAGGUUGAUGAAGAUCAGGCGAAAGAACGAUGCUUUCAUGAUGAGCCCAGAGCGGAGGCGGUCAUGUUCAGCAGAGACAGUCUAGAGCCAGAGGAUUCACUAGUGAUCUAUGGAUCUGCACAGAGUGCUGCCGCUUUGGGUUUGCGAACUCUGAAUGAGGAAGUGGAGCAAGCAAGCUUUUUGGACAAGGAGUCUGUGACUGAAGAAUCAAGACUGAACAAAGACCAGGAAUCCUUCAGCCCUGCUCUUGCAUCUCCUCAAAGGGAAGACGAUGACUCGUUGAUGAAGCAGAAUCAAAGUGUAGAUGGAGAAAGAGAUUUGGGUUCUGUGAAAGACACUCCAGCAUCCCCUGCUUACAGUGAUGAUUUUGAAGAUGAGGCAAGUGAUAAGGAAUCUGAAGAAAAGAAGCCAGAAAGGUGUGGGAUGCUUGCUAAAGUGUCCCUGCAUGACUCUUUGAACUCCACGGAUGGAGCUCCAGUGCCUGCUUUGUCCAAAAAUGUGCAAGAGAAACCUGAGUUCCCUGACUCCAGAAUGGCACCGGCAUCAGGGCAAGGCACCACAGGACUGUCAUAUGGUCAGAGCGGGGCAAGUGACAUGGAGGCUCUGCAGGAGGCCUACAGGCAGAUCACUCACUCGGUGAGCAAGUGUGAGGAGCGAGAGGAGGAGCGUAGUAGGAGUCCCUCCUCUCUCUCCACUCCAGAAUGUAUGAAGAGAACCACACAGCAUGGCUCCACAACAGAAUCAGAUUUACCCACUGCUGAAGAACUGAUGCGUGCUAUUGGACCAGAUUCAGGAAUCACUAUCGGCUUGUGUCUUGAUGCCUUAAGUGAAGGAGCUGUAGACAAGAAGGAUGAAAGUUUGGAUUCGGGGGGCCCCACUACAAGAGCUAAAGCUAAGCACUCUCCUCUGGCUCUCAGAGAAGCAGAUAAUGAGAGCCCUAAAGCAGUGGAGCAGUAUCAAACAUCAUCCCAGCACAGACACAGGAGCAUUACAGACGAGGUGAAAAGGCUCAUGCAGGAGCAGGAUGACUUCCCUGAGGUCUCUCCUGUGGCCUCUGGCAGAGGCAAGAAGUCUCAGGUUCCACACAGGUCCACUACCGCACCGCCUUUUUCAUCUGCCUCUGGAAAAGUUUCAGUCCCAACUGUAAAAACUAAGAAAGCUGACAUCAAGCCAUUACCCAAAGCCUCCACACCAACCAGACCCAACAGAUUAGCUAAACCUCCAUCUCCACUGACUCAAAGGAAGAGUCAAAACCAACCAUCCAAAAGGAUCUCUUCUCUUAGUCAAACCCAUAUUGUCAAAGGUCCAGACUCUGGUUUGAAGGUAAGCAAUGAUCUUGUUGCUUCGAUACAGUCUAUUGCUGCCUUUUUACAACACAGGAUGGAAGCAGAUGGUCCAAACACUGGCUAUACUGAGCAGUCAGUACAGCAGGCAAAACAAAGCAAAAGAGAGACAGAGAAAGAAGAAGCUGUAGCCAGAGGCCAUGACCUUUCAUUAGAGUACUCCUCAUUGGAGCGUAUACGUCUGCAGCUGGCUCAGAAAGAGAGAGAAUAUCUCCACAGGGAGAAGCAGUUCCAGCAGGAUCACAGCAAGGAGAUCAGCGCUCUCAAACAGGAGAAUUAUAUGUUGCAGAGCAAGUUGCACAGUGCAGAAGAGGCAAUCAGGAAGCACAGAUGGAAUUUUGGUGAGGCUUCAGACCCAGAAAAAGACGAGAAACUGAGACUGAUUGAGAAGGAAUUGAAGGAGCAGGAGACUCUAAUUCAAGGCUACCAUAUGGAGAAUGAAAAAUUGUACCUGCAGAUGAAGGCUCUCCAGGCACAAAAUAAGCAAAAUGAAGAGGCAAUGUUUGCAGAGAAUCAGAAAUUGCUCACCGAAUUAGCGAUCACUAAGGAACAGUUGAAUAAGAGCAGUAAACAGAAAACAAUUGGAAAUAUAGGCACUGCUGUCCAUGGAUACAAUCUUGCUGAACUAUUGUCUGAGCUACAGGCUGCACAGAGAAGGGAAUCACAGCUGCAGGACGAAAGCCGCAGGUUCAAACAAGAGAAACAGGCUCUGCAGGUGGACCUGCAAAUGAUGAGAAAAGAAAGGGACUUGGCAAAAGUACAAGUGAUCUCUACCACGGGUGAUAAAGGUUUUGAGUUGAAGCUGCUGGAGGAAAGGCAUAAGGAAGAGGUGGCUGCACUGAAGAAGAGGCUGCAGUGGUAUGCCGAGAAUCAGGAGCUGCUGGACAAAGAUGCAGCUAGACUCCGAUCAGCCAAUGCAGAGACACAGAGACUAACUGAGCAGGUGGAGAAGCUGAAGAUGGAGGUAGCAAAGCAAGCUAACCAACAGCAGAAGAAAGUAAAGGAGAGGGCUGCAGAGGCCAAGAGAAUUCAGGAUCUUGAGCGACAGGUGAAAGAAAUGGAGGAGAUUCUCCGCCGUAGGCACCCAAACUCUCUGCCUGCACUGAUGUUUGCUGCAGCAGCUGCAGGUGGAGAAAAGGAAGGAGAGAGUUAUCCAUGUGCAGCUCCUCAGCCUUCUCAUUCUGCUGCCCUGCUGGAGAGACGUAUCCACAGACUAGAGGCUGAGCUUGAGAGCCGUGAUGAAGAAGCCAAACGCUCACUCAGAGCCAUGGAGCAGCACUUUCACAGGAUCAAGCUCCAGUAUGAGCAGCAGAUCUCUGAUUUGGAACAGCGGUUAGCUGAGCAAGGUCCAGCUUGUCAUAACUGCUCCUCUAAGAAGUCAGAGAUCCAGUCCCACACAGAAGAUGAGGUGGAACAACUAAAGGAACUGCACCAGAGUGAAAUAAACACUCUAAAGGCCGAAGUGGCAACUUUAAAAGAGCAGCUGCAACACGUUCAUUCCUCAGCAGAGCCCGAAAAGCCAUCUCGACACCAGAAGCAAACCGAAGCAGCACACAGCACCCGGAUAGAACGCCUGAACCAGGAGCUUGGCACCAAGAGCCGCACCAUCCAGGAGCUGAAGCGUACCGUGGAGCGGCUGCAAAGAGAGAGGAAGAGCAUGUUAUUUAGCCCAAAAUUACAAAGGUCCAGUGCUCUGUCCAAACAGACAGGCAAAGAGCACUCCCUUUUCCUGGCUGAGACUUUCCCAUCUACACAGGAUGAAAAAGAUUAUCAGCCUGGAGAUUUCUCAGGCUCCCACAUUUCCGAGGUGCAACAGGAGAAUGAGAGGCUGAAGGUCAGACAGGAGCAGCUGGAGCAACAGUGGUUAGAAGAAAGAGCCUCACUUCAGGCUGCUGCCACACAAGCACAUGCUGAACUCCAGAGGGCUCAGGAACGAAAUUUGGAACAGUUGGCGUCGCUCAAAGCUGACCACCAAAGAGAAAUAGAGCGUCUGGUGGCCUGCCACGCCCUGGAGCACUCCUCUUCCAAAGUAGCUGAACUCGCAAAUCAAGUGAAAUCACAGGAGGUCAUGGUACUGCAUUUGCGUGAGCAACUGAAGGAACUACAAAGAAAUAAAGAGGCUCUCGCUUUGUCUAAGCUCCGAGAGGAAACAUUACAGAACCAACUGACAAAGCUUUUAGAAGAGCUGAAGCAGGCAAAAGAGGCCCACAGUCCAGAGCUGAGACACUUUGCUAGCUUGGAACACAAAAUCCACACCAUGGAGCUCCGAUACAAUCAACGUGAGCAGGAACUACAGCAGAUGAUCGCUCAGACACGUUUAGUCGUAGAGCAAGAACAGCAGGCAGAAGUAUCGCGCUGGAAGAGACUGGCUCAGGGGAAGAGCAGCGAGCUGGAGGCCUUCAGACAGGAGCUGGACUCUAUACUAGAUGUGCUUCGAGAGCUGCAGAAGCAAGGUGUAGUGAUUCCUGCCACGCAAUACACUUCUGCUGCUGGCUGUAUAUUCCGGCAUCUCAGAUACUGAUAUAGGGUUCUCUGUAUAACUAAGCAUACACUCAGGUAUAUCUGGAAGACUCUGUUAACAAUGCGAAUGCACUUGAAUACUCUGGAGAGCACUAUUCAAACUAAUAUAAAUAAAACAUACAGAUUGAAUGAAUUGUACUAGUCCUUGGUAGGGCUGAUUAAUUGGUGCCACAGCAAUGUUUUGUAUUUUCAUAGAGAUUGUUACACAUUUCUUCAUAAGUUGGAAAAUAUUACAUUACAACAUUACGGUUUGCACUACUGUUCAAAAGUUUGGGAUCACUCAAAAUUGUAUUGUUUUCCAAGGAAACACACACAAAAUUAGUCUGAAUAGAAAAUAUAGCAAAAGAACAGGACAUGCUGACAUGUCAGAGUUAGAAAUUAUGAUUUUGGUGGAAAUGAUGAAUGUUUUCUUCAAACAUUGUCUUCAUCAAAAAAAAAAACACCUUUUGCAGCAAUUACAGCUUGGGCAUCCUAGCUGUCAAUUUUUCAAGAUAAUCUGAUGAGAUUUCACUUCCUGGAGCAUCUCCCACAAGAUAUCAACCUGAAAUAUGCAAGUGAUCACAAAAUUUUUGAGCGGUAGUGUAGUUACAACUGAAAGUAAUCACAGUGAACUAACACGUUUCCGGUUUAUACUCUCACUGUCCGGUUUAAUGGGAACACCUGAACAUCUCCACUUUUAUCUACUCAUGUGGCAGCAGCACAAUGCUUAAAACCAUCAGGUAAAAAGCUUCAGUUAAUAUUUACAUCAAGCAUAAGAAUAGUGAUCUUUGUGAAUGUAACAUGGGUUGUUGGUAGGGGAUAGGCUGGUAUUUCAGAAAUUGCUGAUAUCCUGGGAUUUUCAUACAUAACCAUCUGCCCAGAAUGGUACAAAAAACAUCUGUGCAAAACAUCUGCAGACUAAAAAGACUUGUUUGAGCUCACAGGAACACCUUACUAACUCAAAUAAGUAUGAUUUAUAACCCUGGUGAGCAGAAAAGCAUCUCAGUACACACAACACAUGAAAACCUUGGCAACAGCAGACCACACAGGGCUCAGCCUAGAACAGAAAUCAGAAGCUAUCAUGGGCACAGCCUUAUCCAAACUAGAAGACUGGGAAAAGACCAGGUAAUAUUUUUCUCAUUUUUAACUGUACAACAGUUAUUUUAAAAGAUGAACCUCUACAGACCAGCCUUAGAAAACUCUUCUUUGUGUAUGAACUAAAGCCAGUCCCACACUUUGCUUUGUGCAAGCUGAAUUUCUUUUCAGCCUGAUAGGGCAGGAGAGUUGCUGAACGGUAUGAAAUGAGACUUAACACUAAGAUUUAAGUUUUUAUGGCAUAUGAUUUGAAUAAUGGACAAGUCUGCUACACAACAAUUGUAAAGGUUUUAAAUACUAGGAAUGUAUUCAUGCAGUAACCCCUGUGCUUAUAUUUUACACAUUUACCAAAAUAUUGGUAUGUUUUAGUAAGCCUCAAAAAAAAAAGAAAAAACAUGUACAAUACUGAAUGCUGACGUUUCUCAUUGUUUAAUUUAUUAUGAAUUAACAUUACUUAUGUAAAAAAAAAAAUGAUUUUCACACUAUUUAAAAUAACUUGAAAUAUAUUUUCUAUUUGUACUGAUCAAAAGUCAUUUGUAUGUUUUUAGG